Apodemus sylvaticus (European woodmouse) is the source of this 2362-nucleotide messenger RNA. RefSeq names its product chaperonin containing TCP1 subunit 6B (gene Cct6b). Gene Ontology annotation, biological process: protein folding. The record is from RefSeq and is a predicted model, not a curated record. NCBI's taxonomy places the organism in Eukaryota, Metazoa, Chordata, Mammalia, Rodentia, Muridae. The transcript is spliced from 14 exons. Gene Ontology annotation, cellular component: chaperonin-containing T-complex. Gene Ontology annotation, molecular function: ATP binding; ATP-dependent protein folding chaperone; ATP hydrolysis activity. The coding region runs from base 18 to 1613 and encodes 531 amino acids.
GGCUGGACCGUUGAGCCAUGGCUGCGAUCAAAAUCGCCAACCCUGGGGCUGAAGUGACGCGGAGCCAGGCGGCUUUGGCUGUGAAUAUAUGCGCUGCCCGAGGGCUGCAGGAUGUGCUGCGUCCCAGCUUGGGUCCUAAGGGCGCGCUAAAAAUGCUUGUUUCCGGGGCAGGUGACAUCAAACUCACCAAAGACGGCAAUGUACUGCUUCAUGAAAUGCAAAUUCAACAUCCAACGGCUUCUAUCAUAGCAAAAGUGGCGGCAGCCCAGGACCAUGUCACAGGCGAUGGCACUACCUCAAACGUUCUGAUCAUUGGAGAAUUGCUAAAGCAAGCUGAUCUUUACAUUUCUGAGGGCCUGCACCCUAGAAUCAUAGCUGAAGGAUUUGAUGUUGCAAAGACGAAAGCACUUGAAGUUUUGGAUGAAAUUAAAGUACAAAAGGAGAUGAAAAGAGAUAUCCUCUUAGAUGUGGCUAGAACAUCCCUGCGGACGAAAGUUCAUACUGAGCUGGCCGACAUACUAACAGAGGCUGUGGUGGAUUCUGUCUUGGCUAUUAGAAGACCAGGUAUUCCUAUUGAUCUCUUCAUGGUGGAAAUCGUGGAGAUGAGGCACAAGUCAGAAACAGACACACAGUUGGUCCGAGGGCUGGUCCUGGACCAUGGCGCCCGCCAUCCGAGGAUGAGGAAGCAGGUACAAGAUGCAUACAUCCUCAUUUGCAACGUGUCCCUGGAGUAUGAAAAGACAGAAGUGAGCUCUGGUUUCUUUUAUAAGACUGUAGAAGAGAAAGAGAAAUUGGUAAAAGCUGAAAGAAAAUUUAUUGAAGAUAGAGUGCAGAAAAUAAUAGACCUAAAGCAGAAAGUCUGUGCUGAGUCCAAUAAAGGAUUUGUUGUCAUUAAUCAAAAGGGCAUCGAUCCAGUUUCCUUAGAAAUGCUUGCAAAACAUAACAUCGUAGCUCUUCGCAGGGCAAAAAGAAGAAAUCUUGAAAGGCUUACACUUGCUUGUGGAGGAUUGGCUGUCAACUCCUUUGAAGACCUGAGUGAAGACUGCUUGGGUCAUGCUGGCCUUGUAUUUGAGUAUGCAUUGGGUGAAGAAAAGUUCACUUUUAUUGAGGACUGUGUAAACCCUCUCUCUGUCACCUUAUUGGUCAAAGGACCAAACAAGCACACUCUCAUACAGAUCAAGGAUGCCUUAAGAGAUGGACUUCGUGCGGUCAAAAAUGCUAUUGAAGACGGCUGUGUGGUUCCAGGGGCUGGGGCAGUGGAAGUUGCAAUAGCAGAAGCUCUUGUUGACUACAAGCACCGUGUGCAGGGAAGAACUCGCCUUGGAAUCCAAGCCUUUGCUGAUGCCUUACUCAUCAUCCCGAAGGUUCUUGCUCAGAAUUCUGGUUAUGACCUGCAGGAAACAUUGAUAAAAAUUCAGACUAAACAUGCCGAAUCAAAAGAACUCGUGGGUAUAGACUUGAAUACAGGAGAACCGAUGGCAGCAGCAGAAGCCGGAAUUUGGGAUAAUUACUGUGUGAAAAAACACCUUCUUCACUCUUGCACCGUGAUUGCCACCAACAUCCUCCUGGUUGAUGAAAUUAUGCGAGCUGGGAUGUCUUCUCUCAGAGAUUGAAUUUGAAAUCAAUUCGUCUAGAAGACAAGAUUCCAUAUGUGUCCAGCAGCAUCACAUGGCCUUAACUGUUAGAAAAUAAAGGUCGUGCAUGUCUUUUGGUCUCAAAUGUUUGAAAAACCCUUAAUCAAAGCAUAAAGAACACACAGAUUUUUCCCAGUAAAGAAAUAGCAAUGGUAAUAUUUUCUGAGUCUUAACUCCCCACCCUGUAACAUAUGCUGUUUCAGUUUUCAUAAAGAAAAAUGUGUCGUGAUGCCUGUAGCUUCUGGGCACAGGCUUGAGAGUAUCCCAGCCAAGUCUAGCUUAUCGGAGAUCAUAGCUAUAACAAGACAAACGUCCUCUUCUCUUCAAGAAGCCCUCGGAAACUUCCUGCUGCUGCUCCCUUCCACGUGUGGCAGCCCUUGCAAUAUAGGUUUGGGUUGUUCUCAUGCACAGUUCCUGACCCAACCUAAUUACUAUAUAGUUUAAUUUAGUUUGCUUAGCCUUUAAAAAUGUGGGCGGGGUCUGGCUUUGUGGCUGGGACUGGAAUUUAGAAUCCUUUUGCCUCAGCUUCUGAGUGCUGGUGUUAUAACUCUGCCCUGUUUUCAGAGACCUGCACUCAGCCCUGGCUCUGCUAGGCCUGACUAUUCGGCCAGGCAGCCCCUCUGGAAAGGCAGAGCUCAGUGGUAUUGGCUCUAUGAGACCGCUGCUUUGGGUUCAAAUGUAGCUGGGUUUUUUUGUUUGUUUGUUUAUUGAAUAUCAUCUUCAUUUAC